This is a messenger RNA of Triticum aestivum (bread wheat), 5306 nucleotides long. RefSeq lists its product as uncharacterized. The record is from RefSeq and is a predicted model, not a curated record. The transcript is spliced from 3 exons. Lineage: Eukaryota; Viridiplantae; Streptophyta; Magnoliopsida; Poales; Poaceae. Bases 2493 to 3215 code for a protein of 240 amino acids.
UCGCCUCCCAAUUCCAGCUGCCAAAGGCGACCGACCCCGGCGACGCUCGAUCCGGUGAGCCUGGAGCGCUCUCCUCGCCGCCGGCGCCGCGGCGCUGGUCGUCGUCACGGCCGUCUUCCUCCUUCCUGGCCCCGCCUCCCGCCUCCCGUGUGCGCGCGCUCCUCCCCCUCUCUCCCACCCCCUGGCUGCCGACCUCGCCCGCCCCUUCGCCGCCGCCAUGGCCGUCCGUGCCGUCCGCGUUCUCCAUGUCGACAGCUACGACUCCCCCGCGCAAGAGCAGACGCACAAGAGCCCUUUAUCCUCCUAAACAUGCACAAACUCCUCCUGAACAGCGUGCGCCGCCGCUGAUCUGUGCUCUCCUGUCCACGCCGCCGAUUUGUCCUCUUCGGCUUCCUUCCAGCUCCAUGUGCUCCUUCCUCUCACCACCGCCCCAAUCCUCCCCGGCGCCACACCCAGCCUCCUCCACGUCUAUCUCCUGGCGCUGGCGGAUGUGUUCAAUUUGGAGGGAAUUCAGUGCCAUGUUCGUGCAGAAGAAAUACUCCAACACGAUAGCCAUGGAUGGCCCAUCUGGAUUUCACAAAUUCUUUGGUGCCAUAGAAAGAAAGCCUCCACCGGAUUAGAUCACAAGUUCUAAAGACGAACAACUCAAUGUCGCGUCCACCAACUUCGCCUGAAGACCAUCCACCGUUGUCACCAUCGACUUUGCCGCAAGACCAUCCACAAUCUCCUCCGCCGACUUUGUCGGAAGACCAUCAAUCGUCGCCUAGACCUACUUCGUCGCAGUGCUUCUUGCUGUACAAGACCACAUCUGGUUUCCACCAAGAAGCUGGAUCAGCGACAUUGGACUCUGCAAUCGACAUGGCGCUGCGUUCAGGAAACCAUGUUCAGACAGAUGCAGUCAGAUGGAGAUAGCACUUGGAAAUGCUGGGAAGAUUGGGCAGGAAGUUGCUUUUCAGCCAUUUAAAGGGAUGGAAUUCGACUCAGAGAAGGAUGCAUUCGAAUUUUUCAAUGCAUAUUUUUGGGAAAUUGGAUUUGGUAUCAAGCAUGGCAAUAAGUACAUCAACAAGCACGGAUUCAAGACAAAGCAGGACCUUUUGUGCUCAUGCGAGGUAAGUAAGUACAGUAAACGCAUAUGAUUAGGCAAUAAUAAUAUUCUUGUUCUGACUCUGAGUUUUGCAUUUAGGGAACUCACAAAAAAUUCAACUCUAGGUCUAGCAGAACAAACUGCCCUGCUAUGGUUAGGUUGCUUUGCACCGACGACGACGGAUGGUACUAUGCAGAGGUGGUAUUAGAACACAACCACGAGUUGGCAGACAGUGUAGGUGAAAGAAAGUUAUGGAAGUGCCACAAGUACGUCAACGCAUCUAUGAAGGACAAUGUUAGGCACUUGCGUUCUAACAAUGUUUCACUGACCAAGGUAUAUGGGGUUAUGGCCGACAUUCAUUGUCAGAGUAAAUGACCACGGGUAGCCUAGCCGGCUUCCCCUGGCACUUCAGAGAAAUUACAGGCCGAACAAGCCUCCAAGCUUCCAAGACAUGGGGCCGUCUUCCCCCAGCCGGCUACCUCUCAAACCGGCUGCGCAAGGGCAGCCCAACCCUGAAAUCCUUGGAAAACAAGAUCACGAGAAGGCCGACUUCCAGAAGCCGGCCAUAAAAGGGCCGACUCUCUAGAGCCGGCCCCUCAGCAGGCGGCUAAGAUCUCCCCCUCAGAGUCCGCACCCACAUAACAGCGACAAGACUGGGCAUGGCUACAGUAAAACCUGCCACCCCCGAAUCCCGAUGCACGCAUGGCCACAGUGCACCGUACGGGGCGGCCAUCCCCGUCCGGCGCGACACUGUUGCCACGAUGACCGUGACGUCACCCAUGGCAAGGGGUCAGUACGAUCCGUGGGUGGCGGGCCCCUUCGGCCAGGGAGAUCCCGAGGGUGGCCCGACUUCCCACAGUCGGCCAAGGGUAUGGCCGGCUUCCAACAGCCGGACAGCUCUCUCCCUCCGAGGAGGUGCUUCAUUAAGGAGACAAGAGAAGGUAAGGCUAUAGUGAUGAGCCGCCUCGCGGCGGCACUGUAGCCAUGCUUACCACGACAAAGCCAUCAUCACCAGGGGCAAGGUAACAGUAACCAGCCCCCGACAAGACCCCCGAGCGGUGGGGCCGGCUUGUCGGCCAAAGGGUCCACAGCCGGCGGGCCUACCAGUCGGCGGGCCCCACCAGUCGGCGGAGAAGCCGACGGGCGUAGACACAGACGGCUGGGACCCACGCCUAGCUGGAUUAUCAUUGUACCCUUGGGGGGUAGGCCUAUAUAAACCCCCCAGGGUUCCCAUGCAGAGGGAGAUCACUCUUUGGAUAGAUUUUAGACACCACAAGGAGAAGAGGAGCAGGCUAGCCUGACCCUCCCUCAUCCUUUCACCGAACAGCUCAAGGAGCAUUCUGUAGCAACCCACCAAGCUAGUGAUCAUGCGGAGACCCCGCAGAGCAGCAUUAGGGGUGUUAUCUCCAUGGAGAGCCCUGAAGCGGGUAAGAUUCGCUGGCAUGCAUGUCUUCGUCUUAUCCCGUUUCCAGGCACCGGCGAUGUUUUAUUGGCUCCCACAAUGAUAAGCCAUCCAUUGGCAUAUGUCGCACCAACCACCCGACAUUUGGCGCCCACCGGUGGGCCAGGUGCACCGUCGUCCGAAGACCUGCUCUGGACGGGAACCCUCUUCCUUCCCAACAUGUGUAGCCAGCCUGGCUCGCCCGAUGGCGCUUGCACCGACGCGCUGCAAGACGUCGCCGACGCCUGCGCGGCGAGCUGCCUCGCCGAUCUUCUUGGCGAGGCUCGCAUCUCUGAUGAGCCUGCAUCCGACGCGGGCACAGACUGCCCCGAGAGCCACCUCGUCAGCCUCCUCGAUCAACUCCACGUCUCUGGCGAGCUUGCCGCGGACUUGGAGUCGGUUGGCUCCACCGACCCGAUGCUUGUUGACUCCGACACGGCAUCCCUUGACGCCUUUCCCACCAACGUGAUGGUCAUCAACGACCCUCUUCCUCAAGCCGACAGCAGCGGCAGCGCCAUUACCGAGGUACUAGUUAUCAGCCACGAUGCCUCCUCAGGCAGAAACGCCGACGACGCUCUGCAGGUGGCGCUGCACGACUUGUCUGUCCCUGUCCCGGCCGACGCGGACGCCAAGACAUUGGAGGCGCGCCGCCUCGCCCUCAUUGCGAGGGACAGAGGCUCGCCACCAUGAGACGCCUCACCGAGGCUCACCAGCGCGAGGUCGACCGAGCCACCUUCGGCACGCCGCCUCCCGACGGGCCGAGCCGCGUCGGUAUCGUCAAGAAACACGGUGCGGCUAUCGCCGACAUGCUGGGAGCAGACCGCCCAGUCUAUGCCACGCCUCUCGAGAACUUGCGCGCCACCCAGAUGGCCGCAGACGAGUUGAAUGGGCUAGGCCUGAUGAGCUCCCUUACAUGACCAGACGCAUCCAGCAACUUAUCAACACGGCCACAGAGCGACAUGAAGCUGGUGUCCGCGCCAAGAGUCCUCCCCCGCGCCGAGAGCACGACGCGAUAUCCCGAACGCCGACCGCGGGCAAUACCCGCGCGAGAAAAUAAAAGGAGACGGUUGCCAGCCGCAGCCGGACUCGAAUCUCCAUCGAGCGUGACGCCGAGGGCCGCCCUCGAGCCGUGGAGUGGCGGGGCAACCCUCCUCCUCCUCUGCCUCGUGGGGAGAGAUACCCUACCACGCCACUUGUCACGCACCCGACUCUCAGCGGCCGGCUGGGUCGCCGCGAAGGAGUCGGCGAGAAUGAUGCCCGCCAUCGGAUCGACCGCCUUGCGCGAUCCUUGGCCCUGGAAGAAGAAAAUGAUGUCGGCCCGUCUUGCUUCGGCCCCCGCAUCCGCGACGAGCCCUUCCCCAAAGGGUUCUCGCUCCCAAGAGACACGCCCAUGUACAACGGCCCCGUGAAGCCGGAAGAUUGGUUGAUCGACUACUCCACCGCGGUUAGCAUCGCAAACGGCAACAGGUGUGUUGCCGUAAAAUAUGUGCCCCUCAUGCUCCAAGGCACGACGCGCACCUGGCUUAACAGCCUCAAGCCUUACAGUGUCAACAGCUGGCUAGACUUCACUGAAGCCUUCAUACGCAACUUCACCAGCACCUACAAGCGGGCUCCUAAGCCCCGACAGCUCUCCUUGUGCGUCCAAGGGCCCAACGAAUCGACUCGCGACUAGCUCACGCGGUGGGCCGAGCUCCGCAAUUCCCGUGAGGGAGUGCACGAGGUCCAAGCUAUAGAGUACUUCACAGCCGGGUGCCGAGAAGGCACCCUCCUCAAGCACCGGCUCCUCUACGAGGAGCCGACUACGCUUGACGAGCUACUGGUCAUAGCUGAUAAAUACGCCACGGCUGAUUCCUCGAUGAAGACCGAGCUCCGAGUAGACGCCUCCGGGAAGGUGCUCGCUCUGAUUCCCAAGACGCCGGCUGGAGAAUCCAGCCGACGCCCGCACCAGAACGACCACAAGCGCAAGGCUCCCCUGCCGCCUUCCACCAAUCGGCAGGUGGCCACAGUCGAAGACGAACAACCUGAAGGACGGCCCACGCCCAAGAAGCAGAAGGGCGGCAGGCCGGCUUGGCAGCCGGCUUUCUCCUACGAGCAAGCACUUGAUGCCUCCUGCAAGUUUCACAGCGGCGCGAAGCCUUCAAACAACACGACCAGAAAAUGUCGUUGGCUCACUCGGAUCUCCAAGGGUGAGGGGAUGGCGCCGCCUCCGCCUGCUGGUCAGCCGCCUCCGGCUCCUCCGCAGCCGGCCGCUCGACCAGCGGUCGGGGCAGUUCAAGACGAGUACUCCGACGAGCAUGCCGCCUACGUCGUCUUCACCAGCCAGCCAGAAGAUCGGCGUAGCCGGCGCCGACAACACCAAGAAGUCAACGCAGUCGCCUCCAACAACCCAAAAUUCAUGCACUGGUCAGAAAGGUCUAUUAACUGGAGCCGGACAGAUCACCCAGAGGUGAUGCCGUCUCCCGGCUCCUACGCAUUGGUUCUGGACGCAACCCUCGCUACGAAAAGGCAAGCCGCCCGUUUCUCCCAUGUGCUGAUAGAUGGUGGGAGCAGCAUCAAUAUCCUAUACCGCGACACCAUGGAGAAGCUGAGCAUCAAGACAAAGCAGCUCGUGCCCAGUCGGACUGUGUUCCAUGGCAUCGUACCCGGCUUGUCCUGCUCCCCAAUCGGCAAGAUCAAGAUAGAUGUCCUCUUCGGGGACAAAGAUCAUUUCCGCCGAGAGGCGGUGUGGUUUGAAGUGAUGGAUCUAGAGAGCCCUUACCACGCGUUGCUUGGCCGACCUGC